Messenger RNA from Lytechinus variegatus (green sea urchin), 2155 nucleotides. Its product is annotated as synembryn-A-like. The record is from RefSeq and is a predicted model, not a curated record. Gene Ontology annotation, molecular function: G-protein alpha-subunit binding; guanyl-nucleotide exchange factor activity. Gene Ontology annotation, cellular component: cytoplasm. Gene Ontology annotation, biological process: G protein-coupled receptor signaling pathway. Lineage: Eukaryota; Metazoa; Echinodermata; Echinoidea; Temnopleuroida; Toxopneustidae. The transcript is spliced from 15 exons.
CGAUGCAUGUACUACGUUGGAACAGUAGAUCGACAUGAACAAAUUCUUUGAUGUUGUCUUGUUGACGAGUCAUCUAAUUUUUCGUUGUGCCUGAUAAGCUGAUAGUGAGAUCAGUGUCUUUCAGAUACUCCAAAUUGGAUGUUUAGAACAGCGUGAGUGAACAUAUUUAUAGAAGAAGUGCAAGUUCUGGUUACAUAUAUCUCAAGAGGUACAAAGUAAAUUGUAUUUCCAAGGCAAGUUCUUCAUAUGACCAGCGUCUCAAGAUGAACACGCUGCUGGUGUCGGCUGUGCCCGCCUUUGAGUCUGGGAACGAGACUGAAAUCUGUAACAAGCUGCAGGAAUUCACAAAAGAGAAUGCUGGUACAUUCUCAUUUACAGACGUGCAAUUAGAAACAAAAAAGAAAUUUGUAGGGGAUGUUAUGUACAUGCUAGAGCAGACAGAGAGCUGGGAAUGCCAACUUCUUUGCCUGGAAUCAUUGAAGAUCUUCAGCCGGGACAAGUACAACAUGCUCCAACUUGAACAGAAGGAAUGUGUGCACCUUCUCCUAAAACUAGCUGGCCUUAAUGAGGAACCAAAGGAUUAUGAUGUAUAAAAGGUCAUCAUCACAGAAGCCCAGAAGUGCCUGUGUAAUCUUGUGUUCAACAAUGCCAAAGUCAGGACAAUAUGCAGUGAGAGCUCCUGCGUGGAGCAGAUCCUCGCACGCACCAAGCGAUACACCGAUGCCAAGGUACCUUGGGAUACUAAGUAUUAUGACAUGAGGCUUCUCUUCUUACUCACGGCACUCAUUCCUGAUUUGAGGGCGAAGAUUCGAACGGAACUCUCGGGAGUCGAAAUCCUCACCGGUCUGUUAGAAACCGAAGUGCUUUGCGACAUCACCGACAGGGAGACUCUGGGGACAACGGGGGCAUCGGAGAAGAGAGAGAUCGUCUCGGCAGCCAAGGCCGACCUAGCUGGGGAGAUACUGAAGGCUUUCUUCAAUGUUAUUGUACAUGUCAAGGUCGAGGAUUUGCAAGGGGAGGACGACACUGUUUGGAAAAGGCUUGGUAUUGCUUUCAGGGCAUUGCUGCUUUCAGAGUCAGAAAAUGAAGAGAAAACAGAAGCAUAUCACAGUCACACUGUCAACAUGUUAACCUUGCCAUUACCCAAAGCCUUAGUACUUCAACUCAUCCCGGAACCAGAGGGAGCAACGGGAGGGUCAUCUAGUUACCAUGGUUACAGUAUGGAUCUCAUCGCAGCUAUCCUCAAAUUCCUUGAGAAGAGAAUAGAAAAGUGCACUGCCAAAGAUGGAAGACAGUUUUCUCUUGUGGAGCAACUCAAUCCUGCGAUCAGCGCCCUCUGUGUUCUGUCCAGAUGCAAUCGCUUUAUCAGAAAACAUUUGAAAGAACAGGUCUUGCCCCCAUUAAGAGAUGCAUCCAACUUACCUGAAGAAGGGGAUACACUAAGAAACAAAUUGGUGAGAUUAAUGACAAAUCCAUCGACUGAAAUCAAGGAAUCCAUGUCUGAUUUUAUUUUCAUUCUCUGCAAAGAAUCAGUUGCAAGAAUGGUGAAGUAUACUGGCUACGGGAAUGCUGCCGGGAUGCUUGCAAGGCGAGGUCUGCUGCAAGGAGGGAGGGGUAACACCGAUUACAGCGAUAGCGACGGUGAUGAUGACAGUGAUACGGAAGAAUACCGGGAAGUUCGGGACAGGAUAAAUCCGAUUACAGGGAGAGUUGAGGAGGACAAACCAGAUCCAAUGGAAGGAAUGUCAGAAGAACAAAAAGAAUUCCAUGCUAGAGAACUAGCAGCUAUGAUCACUAAGAUGGCCAAUGAGGGUGUCAUCACACCCAUGGCCGUCGGACAAGAUGGCCGCCUCGUCUCGAUGACAGAAAUCAUGGGUCGCGCUCAAAUCACCGAACUCCAGGAAAAUGGCGAUGACGAUUCUGACGUCGACUGAUACGACCCUAAAGGUCGACCAAAAGAAAUAUUUUGCGCCCUUUCACGAUCAGUACCCGCACCCACCUGGACCAAGGAGGACCUGCACAAGAUGUGGUCUUGUGCGUUACAAAUGUUUAACUGAACAUGACCAAACUGGAAUGUUAUGUCUACAGGGAGGGUACCAAUAUUACGUUUAUCAUUUAUAGACAUUUAGAUUGCCUUAAAGAUAAUAAAGAGUUG